Messenger RNA from Benincasa hispida (wax gourd), 3422 nucleotides. RefSeq lists its product as uncharacterized. The record is from RefSeq and is a predicted model, not a curated record. NCBI's taxonomy places the organism in Eukaryota, Viridiplantae, Streptophyta, Magnoliopsida, Cucurbitales, Cucurbitaceae. Gene Ontology annotation, molecular function: protein binding.
AGAAAAAGACAGAGAAAAAAGAAAGAAAAAAGAUCAAACGUAUAGAUUGGUAAAUUCCGAUUAGUCUCCUAAACCAUAAACCCUUGCCACCCUUACGCGCAGGGCGCCACCGCUUAAACCCUCACAUUGCACUUUCUGCCACCUGAAGAACAUGUCGGAAUCGGCGCCGGAGAUUCUUCGAGCUUACGAGCUCCGUCUCCUCCAUUGCACAUUCUCUUCUCCGCCGUCUGAUCGUCCGGCUGCUUCUCAAUCCCAAACUUCACGCAACCGUUUCCACGAACCUCUUGACAGCUUCGUGAGUUCUAUUGUAUCCGGCGACUACCAGAAAGCCCUUUCUUCCGACGCUGCUCGACUCGUGCUUGGACUCGUCAAUCAGUCGCCGGGUCAAUUCACUGAUUCGACCGAGUGCGCCGAGCGGGUGUACACUGACUUGCUCGAGUGCGCUGAGAAAUUUGUAAUUAGCAAAUUUGAAAAUGAGGAAGAUGGAUUCUAUAGACUGAUGAUCGUGGUUUGUAUUGCAAUUGCAUCAUUUCUCGCAUUUACUCAGAGUAACGUGACUGGACCGUUAGGGGGGCUGGCUAGAUCUCCUAUGGCAGUCAUAGAGUCCAAAUUUGAAGAUUUUGUGGAGUGGGAUAAUUGGGCGAGGCACCAGCUGAUGUCUACCGGGUCCGAUUUAUUUGGCAAAUUCACUAAUAUUCAGUAUAUUGUGUUUGCAAAGAUGCUGCUCACAAGGAUCAAAGAUGUGCUAUUUAAGGAACAUGUGAGUUCAAUGUAUGGGCUGAAAAGCAUUUCUUGGUGGCUUGCCAGAGUACUACUUUUUCAACAGAGAAUUUUAGAUGAGCGGUCGUCUUCUUUGUUUGAUCAUUUGCAAGUCCUUAUGGGUGAAGCCUUAGUAGAUUUUGGCAUUCUGGAAAAUGUAAAGAGUUAUUGGGGUGCCAAUUUACAAGAAGGAGAGGCUUCAACGAUUGUUUCCAUGGUUCACUUGGAAGCUGGGAUAAUGGAAUAUUAUUAUGGAAGAGUUGAUUCAUGCAGGCAACGUUUUGAGUCAGCUGAAGUGGAAUCUGGUCUUCAGCUUUCUGUUACGGGUGUUCUUGGUUUUCGCACUUCAUAUCAGGUGGAACCAAAGGCACAAUUGGUGCUUGUUGCAAAUACAGACUCGUCAGGGGGUGACUCUAGGAACCAGGUGCAUGGUUCUACAAUUGAUAAGGAUAAUUUUCCUUCCCAGACCAAAACUUUUGAGACUUCUGACAUAUUGAUCACGCCAAAGUUGUUAAAUAAUGGUAACGUGUCUGGAAUUGAAGGAGAUGUGGUUCAGAAUGGUAGUUCCACUGUUUCUAAUCUUAGGGCAAUUCAGCAGGCAAUCAUUUUGGCAAAAUGCCUUCUAAUUGAGAAGAGUUCUCGAUCUGAUGAGAUGCAGCGGUGGGAUAUGGCUCCAUAUAUAGAAGCUAUUGACACUCAGCAGUCAUCAUUGUUUAUGGUGAGGUUUUUCUGCAACAUCUUGCGAGUUCGAUGGGAGUCAAGUCGUAGUCGUACAAAGGAGCGUGCAUUAGUGAUGAUGGAAAAAUUGGUUGAGGGUUAUUAUGAUUCCUAUCCAGGAGUGGUGCAAAGGAUGUAUUUCUGUUGCGGGGUUUAUGUUCCUACUUUUCCUGCUUUGCGGAAAGAAUAUGGUGAACUUUUAGUGAGCUGCGGUUUGAUUGGAGAGGCAGUUAAAAUUUUUGAGGAGUUGGAGUUGUGGGAUAACUUAAUCUUCUGUUACCGCUUAUUAGAGAAGAAAGCAGCGGCGGUAGAUCUCAUCAAAAGUCGACUUUCUCAAAUGCCCAAUGAUCCCAAACUCUGGUGCUCAUUGGGUGAUGUUACAAAUAGUGAUGCCUAUUACGAGAAAGCCUUGGAAGUUUCAAAUAACAGAUCAGCUCGAGCUAAGCGGUCUCUUGCUCGUAGUGCAUACAACAGAGGGGACUAUGAGACCUCUAAAAUCCUGUGGGAGUCUGCAAUGGCCUUGAAUUCUAUGUAUCCAGAUGGUUGGUUUGCACUUGGUGCUGCUGCAUUGAAGGCAAGGGAUAUUGACAAGGCACUUGAUGGUUUUACUCGAGCAGUUCAACUUGAUCCUGAAAAUGGGGAGGCUUGGAACAAUAUUGCUUGUUUGCAUAUGAUUAAGAAAAGGAAUAAAGAGGCCUUCAUCGCAUUCAAAGAAGCCUUGAAAUUCAAACGAAGUAGUUGGCAAUUGUGGGAGAACUACAGCCAUGUUGCUUUGGAUACAGGCAAUAUUGGGCAGGCAUUGGAAGCGGUACAACAGGUGAUAGAUAUGACCAAUAAUAGAAGAGUUGAUGCCGAAUUGCUGGAGAGAAUCAUGCAAGAGGUAGAAAGGAGAGCUUCAAAUAGCCAUUCUGAAUCGCAUCAUUGUGAAGCAGACUUGGUUGUUGAGAAAAGUAGGGAAACUAAUCAUAUGGUGGAGUUAAUUGGAAAUGUUCUGCGUCAGAUUGUUCGAGGUGGGACUGGAGCAGACAUAUGGGGCAUAUAUGCAAGGUGGCACAAAAUUAAAGGAGACUUCACAAUGUGCUCUGAGGCCCUUCUAAAGCAAGUUAGAUCAUAUCAGGGUUCUGAUCUUUGGAAAGAUAAGGAUAAGUUCAUAAAAUUUGCACAAGCUUCAUUAGAACUUUGCAGGGUCUACAUGCAUGUCUCAUCGACUACGAAUAGUCAGCGAGAAUUAUAUACAGCCGAGAUGCACCUCAAGAACACAGUAAAACAGGCUGUGAACUUCUCAGACACCCAAGAAUAUAGGGAUCUUGAAGCUUGCCUGGAUGAAGUGAAGACAAGAUUGCAAUCUAAUUCUAUUCUCUCUUGAGUUCUUAUUAAGAAGUUUGCAAUACACACACUUCAUUCGUCAAAAUAUUAUACAACAUGAGAUGGCUCCGAGUAUGGAUCUCUUCGAUCAGAAACGGGCUUGUACUGCUUUCAUGGCAAUUCAGCUUCUUUCAUGUCUAGUGUUGCCAAAGUCUAAAGUUCACCUGCACGGAUCACAAAUGUGAGAGGAACUGGGAAAAUAUUUGAUUGAGUGUGGAUGGAGGCCAAAGAAGGGUCUGCUAGAAACAACGCCAAAACUUCUUCAGAAGACCAGUCUUGUAUUAAAUUUUCAUAAUUUAUGGUCUACUACUGAAAAAUGGACUCAAGUUCUGCUACAAAAAUAAAUCUAUCAAAUACACAAAUACUCUGUUUAAGUAGAACCAAUGGGGUUUGGAAAUCUUCAAUAUUAAAGGGAGUAUAUGUCAAUUACAAGAAUUAUAUGGCAAAAACUGGUAAAUGUCUAAUGUUGGCAUCAUCUAUACUAUGUUGAAUACUAAUCCAUCAACUACAAAGUUGCAAGCUACAACUGUAAUGAAUUUACGAAUUUAAAGCAUUAUGAAUAUAGUAGUUUUUUUUUUAAA